UGGUGGGAAGGACAGCUGUUAUAAUAUGAUGCAAUGUGUUGCUGCUGGGCAUCAGAUUGUUGCUCUAGCCAAUUUAAGACCUGCCGAAAACACAGGGCAGACUGAUGAAUUGGACAGCUAUAUGUAUCAGACAGUAGGACACCAUGCCAUUGAACUGUAUGCUGAUGCACUGGAUUUGCCACUCUAUCGUGGUUUCAUAAAGGGUACCAGUGUAAAUACUGGAAGAGUGUAUACCACAUGUCAGGAAGAUGAGGUUGAAGACCUUUACCACCUCUUGAAACUUGUCAAGGACAAAGAAGGAGUGGAGGGUGUAUCUGUGGGAGCCAUUCUUUCUGACUACCAGAGAGUUCGAGUUGAAGAUAUAUGCAGAAGGCUUAAUCUUCAGCCAUUAGCUUACCUUUGGCGUCGGAACCAGGAAAUAUUGCUUAAAGAAAUGAUAUCAUCUAACAUUCAAGCUAUAAUCAUAAAAGUGGCAGCUUUUG
Messenger RNA from Balearica regulorum gibbericeps (East African grey crowned-crane), 482 nucleotides. Lineage: Eukaryota; Metazoa; Chordata; Aves; Gruiformes; Gruidae. The record is from RefSeq and is a predicted model, not a curated record.